GGCGCACAGGGGCGCCACUUCCUGGCCCACAAAGGCCGCGCGCGAAUUUGGGGAGGGCGUGCAACGCCGUCCGCUUUGGGUUGUGUCCAUUGCGACAGCUGCCGAGCGCUAAAGCGCUGCCCCCGCAGCCCCGAGGGGGCGGCCCUAUGUUUAUGGGGGUGCCGCCGCGGCCAGCCCGGGGGCGAGGCCCCGAGCUCGGGCGUGUGAGAAAGUGGGACGCCUACGCCUUUGCAGGGCCGCGUUCAGAAAUAUGCGGCCGCCUGCCCGGCAGUAAGACGCGCGCCGGUUUUCCGCAGCUUCCGCAGGAAGACGAGGCGGCCCGGCCGGGCGCAUUGCAAUGCAGAGCGCCCAGUUGCUGGCCCCUUCGCCGCGGAAGCCCCCGGGCACGCAGUAGUUUGGUGCAGCAAGUGGCGCGACCUUGAAGUGGCGCAACCGGAGGGGCCCCGGGGGUUUGGCGCGGAAGCCACCCCGCGGGGCUUUUGGGUGUCGCCACGUCCGCGGCGACGCCCGCCGGGCCCUUGGCGAGAUGAUGUGGGAGGGCAACACGAAAGCCCGACGGAUGACAACGAAAAACACGGCCGGCGACGCCGCCGGCGGGUCCGCCCCCCAAAAAAGCGCCCGAGGCAAAAGGCUACGCCGCCAAAGUGGUAGCCUAGCAGCCGCCCCGUCUCCGCACCUGGCCGCCCCGGCCGCCCGCAGCAGGCGCAGCAAGGGGCGAAGCGAGCCAAUGGCGCCGAGGCCUCCGCCGCCCCGGUCUAGGGCAUUGCGGCAGGAUGGUGGGGCGCGCCCUCUGUGUUAUCUUCCGGGGGUGUGCCUCCUUUGCUGGCCCUUACUUCCCUUGCGACGGGCCUGGCCCGUCUCCGCGCGCGUAUUUGUUUGCUCGCCCGGCCUCCCUCGCUUGCUCUGGCAACGCGAGCCGCCCGGCCGCAGGGGGGGCCAAGCAUGCACUCGCGCCCGCCCUUUGGCGCGUGGCACUGCCUUGGGUUGCAGCAAAACAGGGCGCGCGCAUGUUUCUAGGUAGUGUCGCGGCCCGCCCCGCCCCUUCCCAUGGGGCAGCGCAGUGUGGUGGCGCGUUAUUGGCUGCGCCCGGCCCUCGAGGAUGUUCCAGUGGUUUUCCGUGGUUCCAUUUCCAAAGUGAUUGCCCCUACCACCCGCGUCCCUUGCUCCCUCAGUCAUGUUUUCGUCCGGGGGCGUGCCUUGCUGAGGCCACGCUCGCUGGGAGCGGUGUUGGUAGUGUUCGGGUGGAGCGCUUUUCCGCGUCACGUGAUACACACGCGCGAUGGGAUUAUCAGAUGACAACAGACAAUCCCGCUGCGAUGUUCUAAAGAGUCCAACCAUGUCGAAG
Amoebophrya sp. A120 is the source of this 1345-nucleotide messenger RNA. NCBI's taxonomy places the organism in Eukaryota, Dinophyceae, Syndiniales, Amoebophryaceae. The record is from the annotation of a GenBank genome assembly.